UGUACUGGUUCAUUCUCCCAAAAAGGAAGAAAUCUUCGAAACAAUGGCAGCAAAAAGAAUUUACUCAUUAAUCUUUCUCUUCUUGUUUCUAUUGGCGUUCAUAGCUGUAAUUGUCAGCGCUGAACCUGGUCCAGUAGAAGAUGCGUACUGGAAAAAACGUGAAGCCGAUGCUCAGAAUGUAGCCGAGCAAUCUGUUGAACCACAUCCGGAGCAAGUGACCGAGGAAUUGAAUACUAAUGUUGGCCAGCUUGUAUCAGAGCAAGACAAGCAUCAUUGAAGGAGCUUGCUGGUGAAACAUGUAAAGAAUUCAAAUCAUGGCCUUCAGUGAUGCACUUAACUAUAUAAGAUAGAUCUGUUAGCGUCAGUACGUUGCUGCAUUUUUAGUUUGAAAUUCCUUUGUAUUCUUAACGGUCAAUCCUUCUGUUUCUGUUUCCUUGCUCAAUCUUUAUCUCUUCUUCUGCUACAAUUGAUUGACGAUCGAUGAAGUUUUGCAGUAAAAAUCGUUGUUUCAUUUGUUUCACUAAUUAAAGAAAAACGUAUAUGGCCUCAUAA
This is a messenger RNA of Rosa rugosa (rugosa rose), 552 nucleotides long. Its product is annotated as probable pectate lyase 3. Lineage: Eukaryota; Viridiplantae; Streptophyta; Magnoliopsida; Rosales; Rosaceae. Gene Ontology annotation, molecular function: pectate lyase activity. The transcript is spliced from 2 exons. The record is from RefSeq and is a predicted model, not a curated record. The coding region runs from base 44 to 277 and encodes 77 amino acids.